AUGUCACGUUCCGGGGUGCCUUUUGUAGACGAACUCUCCGCCCCUCAGGAUGAUUUACAUUUUAAUGUACCCGAGUUAUUGAUCCAACCUCCUACGCCAAGAUUGCCUUCAGACGCGAUAGCUGUACCUUGGAGUACUUCAAGACAUUUGAGCGUUGGCUCCCUUCCUACAAUGCAUACGAGUCAAUCAGCACCAACAGCAACUUAUCUGGCCGAUCAGCCACUAACUCGUGAUAGACGAUCACGAUCACAAUCCGUUCCGUUGAGUCUAAACGUUGUGGCAUAUACGAAGAAACUUGUGAACGUGAGUGAUAUAUUCGAGGCAAAGAAUCAAGCGGUUAAAAUGCGAGGAAAGGAACGUUCAAGGACAUUGAGUGGCAGUGAAUUGUCUCGAACUGACUCGCAUCCUAGAAGACAUAGUGACUUAGUCGAGCAAUGGAUGAAGGAACGCGAUGUGUUUUCGCCGAAAAUUGGCUCUCCGGUGUAA
Paramuricea clavata is the source of this 486-nucleotide messenger RNA. The record is from the annotation of a GenBank genome assembly. Lineage: Eukaryota; Metazoa; Cnidaria; Anthozoa; Malacalcyonacea; Plexauridae.